Molecule: messenger RNA, 1476 nt
Organism: Ctenocephalides felis (cat flea)
Lineage: Eukaryota; Metazoa; Arthropoda; Insecta; Siphonaptera; Pulicidae
Exons: 8
Coding region: 79-1374 (431 amino acids)
Source: RefSeq, a predicted model, not a curated record
AAAAAAGUACACCAAUGUUAUGAUUAAAAUUACUUAAUCAUUUUUAUUUUAUUUUGAUUUGCGCAAUACACUUAUAAAAUGGCACUUGGCCCUGGUUCUGCUUUAAAAACCACUUCUGUUUUGCAACAGCUUUUAGAGGAAAUAAAUUUUCAAAGAACUAAAGAAAUGAGACAACUUCUAAAAGAUGAUUCUGGAUUUGUAAUUUUGCAAGGCACAACAUAUUGGACAGAUUUAUUUGUUCGUCAUUUCUUAUUCCAAACAGAGCAGCAAAAUACCAUUGAUUGUGAUGAUUUAUUAUUUUUUGUUAGGAAAAAACAUGUUAAAGGCACAUCUAGGUGUCAUCCUAAAUUUGAGACCGAUGUAGAUGUUUUUCGCAAAGAUUCUCGAAAACUACCUAUUGGUGAUCCUGAUAUUGAUUGGGAAGAAACUGUUUAUUUAAACUUAGUCAUUCAUCAGUUUGAUUAUACUUUGACGCUUGCAAUUUGUACUAGAACAUCACCUAAGGAGUUACAAGUUCUGAAAAGACAUUCUCAGAAGGUUUAUGCCUCACCAAGCAGACGUAAAAUGGACACCAAAGGGGAAGGUGAAGAAAUGACCUACCCACACAUUUGUUUUAUGGUUGAUAAUUUUGAUGAAGUUUUCUGUGAUAUUCUUGUUCGUGAUGGUGAAAUGGUCUGUGUAGAAUUAGUUGCUAGAGAUAGAGAUGGUUCUGUACAAGGUGUCAUAUUUCUUGGUUCAAUCAGAUAUGAUGCACUGAAGAAAGUGUAUGAUGCCAGACAAUCUAGUCUUAGUACCAAAGUAGCGCAGCGUAUGACAUUUGGUCUAUUUUCGAACUCGGCUACGCAACGUUGUGAAUUUGUUCGAAUGAAAGGUCCUCAGGGCAAAGGACAUGCAGAGAUGGCUGUCACAAAACCUCGGGGAUCAGGAGUAGAAACACCCACUAGCGAACCCGGAUUUUGUAUAACUGAUGGCUGGGAUGAAUGGGAUGAGAAUCCGGAAGAAUUUUACAAUUAUAGACAUCAGAGAAGGCUUAGUGACCCAAGCGCCAAUCUUAAUAACUUUACCCGCGGCGGGUGGAAAACUAAGCCGGACACAAUCGGCGCUAAAUGUCGGUCAGAAAAUGAAGGACUCGACUCUCUUGAGAAUGGGAUGUCUGAAAUAGAAGCUGGGGAUUUACGAGAUGAACUGGACGACGGAGCACACAACCCAUUGUGGGCUAUGCGAGGUUUCACUCAGACUUUCCAUUUUUGGAAAGAGAACAGACGACAACAAUCUACACCUCUGAACGCCUUUUUAACGUAUGUUACGCUACCUUGGUGGAGCAUAGCUAAAGAUAUACUGGAUAAUCGCGAAGGACCCAUUCUAACAUUCUAAGCAACUUGAUAAACGUUUUACUGCGAUGACUAAUUGUAAGAGAAUUUAUAAAAAAUAUUCAUAAAAUAUAUGUAGCUGUGUACUUUAAAGUUUGGGUCAAUA